AUGAGCCAGUCAGUGGAAUGCUUGCGUGAUUUUUUGGUUCACUAUGCUCAUUUCUGUGGGUAUAAGUACAAUGACAUGUGUUCUUUCUAUCUGUGGAAGGUGCUAUCUAGGUGUAUGGAGAGGGAUAGCGAGGAGAUCAAGUGGGAGGAGCUUAUGGAUGUUUUUGGGUCGAAUGAGUGGGAGAGCGGGGGAUUCAGGAAGAUUAAAUUGAGAUCAGAUUGGCGCGAGUCGUUUAUUCCCAGGAGAAGAGUGAAUGAGCAUCGGGGGUCGCAGUGUUCGAAGCAGUGCCACGGGACGGAGACGGUGUAUUACUGUUUUGAUUGCACGAAGAAUCCUUUGUAUGAGAUAUGCGAGGAGUGUUUUGACGAGACGCAGCAUAUGGGCCACCGAUACACGUCGCGCGUGGUAACGAGGCCCGAGGGGAAAGUGUGUCAUUGUGGGGACAUAUCCGGAUAUAACAACCCAGAGAAGGCGUUUCAGUGCAAGAUUAGCAGCAACAAUGUCAGGGUAGACCUGUCGCCCGAUGAUAUGUACGAGGAGAACUGGAUAAGUACCUUUUCGCAGGUGCUGGAUUACGUCAUCGAUUGUUGUUAUGCAUCGCUGGAUGCGGAUGAGAAGAUCAAGCAUGAGAACGUCGAGUCAAUUCCAAUUCAGGAUUCCCAUGGAAAUAUAGAAACGUUCUCAGAUAGGUAUGCACUUAUAUUGUACCAACACGAAUGCCACAUUCACAUCCAGGACGUGGCCAGGAAGAUAUCGCAAACUUUGAAGAAAGACAUCGGGUUUGGCACGUACGUCUUGUCCCAAUUCGACCCCGAUGAGCACUUCACAAUCGUGGCAGAAUCCACAGACAAACAUUCAAUGCUGAAACUGAAAGAUUUACUCGCUGCACAAGACAUACCGACGCAUUUGUUAAAUAGUUCGAACGUCUUCAAAAAAUACUUGGUUAGCGAGUUGUGCCGCUGGCUACACCAUUUCGCAAUAAACAACUCCUCCGUGAUAUCGGGGAAAAUGUCCCUCCGGCUUGCCUUCAUGGAGCAAUACCACUCUAACCUCAUGGCAACUAAACCAUUCAAAAUUAAUAUUCUUGGAAACUUCACUGUACCGCAACAACAGCACAACACAUUCCCAUGGAUUAAACCCUGGAAUUUUCAGCACAAUCGUGACGAGACACACGACUCUCGUGUGCUGGCUACCAUGAUUCGAUAUGAUCAGAAAAUUAAAGAGACAGAUACACCAAAUUCAACUUGUAGAUACCUUCCCUUAUCGGGAUCCCGGUUCCAGUACUUCAUUACCCAAUGCGUUACAGCUUUCUCUCAUUUUACGAGAUUAAGAUUACUAGAAGUGUUAGGAACCAUCUUUAGCGUGACAGAUGACUCGAAAAAAUGCUUGGCUGCUCAAUACUUGGACGUGUAUUGCAACGUGCUAUACGGAACCAUUGUUUUCGAUUCAAGUGGCUGUAAACUUACUUUAAUGAGCACGCUAGCGCAAUACAUAUUUCCAUCACCGGCUAUCGCCAACAUGAUUAUCAACUCUGGUUUCAUAGAGAGAUGCUUGGCUUUCAGUUACUCUAUCAUGCCAUCGGACUCGGAAAUAGUCCAUAACUCUUCACCCAUCCCUUUGAGUACAGACUUCAAAUUACCACAAACAGUCAUCAAAAACAAAAAAACAGUUAUUUGUUUUAAGGAUAUCUACCAAACAAUGUGCACAAAUAACAACCCAGAAUCCGUCUUUGCUAAUAAAUCGUUAGUAAAGGCGAUCUCAGAAUGCUUUUUCUCGUUUAACACUAUAUUGCCGCUCAAACGUGAAGCAGUUAAACAUGUUCAAUAUGAAAACUUCGAUUUCUCUUCCUUUUAUUUCUUCUUCUCAUCUAUCUUAAUCAUGGUAGAUGGGUUCUUAAGAAAUAUAUCACUCGUGAUGGACCCCAUAAAGAGAAAGGAAAUUGUUUCAUCAUUAUUAAAAUCAUCUAUUGAUAGACAAUUGGCAUCUUUAGACAAAUUUCGUUCUCCGGUUUCAAAUAUUAACACAAAUUUCUUCAAUGCCAGUGUUUGUAAUGUUCGUUCCCAAAUUUUCAACUUCCAAGUAGGCUCCGAUAUCCAAAACUUUUUCAAUCCAAUUUCGUAUUACAUUAAAUUUAUCUUGCAAUGGAGUCAAUGCGGAAGGUACGAACCCCUACCCGAAUCUUUGAACAAUGCGAUCAAAUUUAGCGAACUUCUACCAUCUGCAUCAGAGUGUUUGUGGAUUGCAGAACCUUCACUCUGUACCCUAGUUAUGAUAUCUCAAAUUGAAGUAGGGUUUUGGGUGCGUAAUGGAUCUCCAAUUCAACAUCAGCUAAAGAUGUACACACGGUACAGUAUGCGUGAAUUCACAUACUUUAGUGAUUUCUUUCAUGUACAACUCUCUAUGUGCUACGCUAACCCGCAAGAUUUUAUGGUAAAUUUCCUUACAAGAUGGGGACUUAAGAAUUGGGCCGAAGGAAUUCCAAUCGAUAACUACCCAGAAGAGCCAUUGACAGUUGCAAUGACGGAACAGUGUAUUCUAACCUUAAUUCGACUGUUAACUGAGACUAGAGCUCUAUGCGUUUCCUCAUCAGUAGAAGGAUUUGAAAGCACUAUGAAAUCAGAAAUUAUACACUCUUUGUGCUUCAGAAAUUGUACCUAUAGUUCUCUAGUAGAGGCAAUUCCAGAACAUGUUACAAAACAUCCAGCCUUUGAUCUUUACUUGAAGGAAUUUAGUGAUUAUCAUAAACCAACUGGUAUUUUUGAAACUGGAACUUACAGUUUAAAGAAACAAUACAGGAAAAAUGUUGAUCCUUAUUUUAUCGGAUUUUCCUCAAGUAAAAGAUACGAGGCAACUAUACUUGUUAGAGAAAGGAUGAAGAAAACUCAUGGUAUUUCAUUCAACGAUACUUUUGUUCCAGCUGUCACUGUAAUAGAUCAACUAAAAGAUACUCAGUACCGUAAUCUCUACCAAAUUACUUCCACCGAUAUUUUUGGUAUAUUUAUCAAAAAUACAUUAGUGCAUACUAUGAAGCUCAAACAGGAAUCAUUAUUGGGUAAAGUCUUACAUUUAAUUCACCUCUGCAUUAUAAACAAUUUGACUGAAUUUUCAAAGAUAUUCUGGCGAGAAUAUCACUUAGAUGAAUCUGAAAAUGGUUUCUAUCAUAGUAUUGGGUCGUUGCUUUACUACUUCCUUUCUUCUGAAGAUUUCAAUUAUGAAAAUGGAAAAAUAAGGGAAAUAUUUAGGUUCUUAAAAGACAGAGCUCCUCAUAUCAAUGUCAAUGACUACUUAUUUGAACAAACUCAGGGUUAUGAUCCUAGAGUCUUAUUCACCGAUAUUAGUGAAUCCGAAAACGAUGAGCAUACCAAGAAAAAGAUACUUGCUAAAAAGAGAAGAGAAAAGAUGAUGCAAAAGCUAGCAAAACAACAACAAGAGUUUAUGGACAAUCACAAUGUUUCAACAAAUGAUUUUGGUUCGCAAGCUAUAAACCUAGAAACAUCUGAUAUUGAUAUCUCAUGGAGCUACCCCGAAGAUGAUUGCGUCUUUUGUACAAUGCCAAAGGAUUAUGACGUUUUAUCAUACUUCGUCUUUAUUGAAAGAGGUCUUACUUCAAUCGAUGUUUCCCUCGAAGAUAAUUCCAAAAAUCUAAAAUUCGGACCAGUAUUAACCGCUUGUGGUCAUUGUGCACACUUUGGCUGUUUGUUAUCGCAUAUGAAAUCCAUUAGAAAGAAUUUAGGCCAAAUCACAAAGAAUACUAGAGAUAACUAUGGAUUAUCCACUAUUACUUGUGCAUUAUGCAAAUCCAUGGUGAAUUCUUUUAUACCUCUUUUGAAAGGCAUGCAACAUUGUGCAGACUACAACUCCAAGAGUCUCCUAACGCGUCAUAGUUUAGCAUUAAUUACUGAACUCAGUGGUAUGAAGUUCUCACUUCAAAACGGUUUUAUUGCCAGUUGCACAUUAUUAGCAAAUACCAUUGCCAACCUGGAACUAUCCUUGAGGGAAUCUAAACAUAAAUUCAUCAUUAAUAAGUUAAGCAAUAGACAGGUCACAAGCCUACGACUUCUAGAUGAUUUAAUAAGUGUUGGCUUAGAAAAAAGAUUGAUUUCAGCAAGUGGCCGCCGUAUCAAGGAUCCUUUCUUAUCAUUUUGCAUAUCUAUUCAUCUUUUCUCAGGAAUUAAAGUCGUCACAGAUUUGUUAAGGCGCAAAGUAAUCGAGGAACUGACACUGAGAGUGAACGAUCUUGUAAGUUUGUCGUAUCAACAAAUUGUUCCGGAAUCAUCUUCUAAAAUAGACUUCGAUAUUCCAUGUAGCGAUGUCAUAUCCCAAAUUAUUGUGACAAGAAUUCACAGUAUCCAAGAUAUUGAACAAAAUAGUAUCUCGGAAGCAGAAAGUUUCUUCCGACGUAACCAGAAGGCACUUAUCAAUUUAUUCAUGUCCCAUUUUUUGAUCUUUUUGAGGAAAGCAUGCGUUGCCCUUCAUUGCAAGUUCAUUAAUGAACAGAAAAUGCUCUUUAAUUACAAAAACUCUAACGAACUCGAGACGAUGUUAGAUCAUUGUAACCUUCCUUCUUUCUUGAAUCUACUUCAAGAAAUGUUCUCCAUUUUCAGUCAAUCAACUUCAACUAGUAUCAAAAUAACGAAUAUAAUGUCGUUCAAACCUCAACUGCCUAUAUCGUCGCCCUUUAUUAAUCUACCAGAAGUUCUGUCAAACCUAUCGAAAUUAACGGAUUCGGAGUUGCAUUUAAGGUUCCGUGCAUUUAAGGAAGACAUAUCAAUAUGCAUGUUUUGUGGAACUUCUUGUGGUCUUCAGAGAUCAUCAUUGUUACACUUCUCGCGCUUAGGUCAAUGUACAAAUCAUUACUACAACGAGUGUAAAUUCAAGUCUCCUUACGCGUGCUUUUUCAUUCUUAAGAGCAAUGUUAUAUACUUGGGUUACGGAAAUCAAGGCUCUUUUUACCAAACACCCUAUGUGAACAAGCAUGGCGAAACAGACGAGGAUUAUAAGCUAGGAACCCCGGUUUUUUUCAACGAAGCAAGGUAUAAGCAUUUCAUUCAGGAUAUCGUAAUUCCUGGAAAGAUUCCUCAUUUCAUUAAUCGUGCGAAUGAUAAAACUGUAGAUUUGGGUGGUUGGGAAUCAAUGUAA
This is a messenger RNA of Kluyveromyces marxianus DMKU3-1042, 5139 nucleotides long. RefSeq names its product putative ubiquitin-protein ligase UBR2 (gene UBR2). The transcript has a single exon. Gene Ontology annotation, cellular component: ubiquitin ligase complex; cytoplasm. Gene Ontology annotation, biological process: ubiquitin-dependent protein catabolic process via the N-end rule pathway; protein ubiquitination. NCBI's taxonomy places the organism in Eukaryota, Fungi, Ascomycota, Saccharomycetes, Saccharomycetales, Saccharomycetaceae. The record is from RefSeq and is a predicted model, not a curated record. Bases 1 to 5139 code for a protein of 1712 amino acids. Gene Ontology annotation, molecular function: zinc ion binding; ubiquitin protein ligase activity.